GUUUUAUCUAAGCUAUGAAAUUCACCUCCGGUCAUGGCGCUAAAGCAUUUACUGUGUGUGUUAACAGUGUGGUGGAAUUUUGGAUGUUUAACAGCAUUGCAACCACACUUGGCUUUUGGCCAGCAGUGCCUCACUGAUGAGUGGCAGUGUGAUGAUGGGGCUUGCAUUACCAAGUCUUGGAAAUGUGAUGGCCAGGGUGACUGUUUGGAUGGCUCUGAUGAGCUAGAUUGUGCAGGGUGUAAAGAUGGGGAAUUCCAUUGCAGAGAUGGUUUUGGGUGCGUGGAUAUUUCAGCAGUUUGUGAUGGCAAGCCACAGUGUGAUGACCGCUCGGAUGAAUUGAACUGUGUGGAAAGUCGAGGUUGCCUCAGCGGAGAAUGGGAGUGCGUGAACAAAAUCUGCAUACCUCAAAAACUGCGGUGCAAUGGUGUGAAUGACUGUAUUGAUAACUCAGACGAAAAUGGUUGUGAGACCUGUGGAGAGAUGGAUAUGAGGUGUUCCAGUGGACGGUGCGUCUCAGCAGACAAAGUUUGUGAUGGGGAAGCUCAGUGCUCAGACAGAAGGGAUGAGCCAGCUACUUGUGGGCAAACCUGUGCUGAUGCUAAUGGGGGCUGCAGUCACACAUGUACAGAUGGGCCACAAGGAGGAGCUCUGUGUUCAUGUCCAAGGGGCUGGAAGCUCUCAAGCAAUGGUACUAUAUGUGAAGAUAUUGAUGAAUGCUCUGAGUCAUAUGGGCCUUGCUCACAGUUUUGUGAGAAUGUGCCAGGGUCCUUCAUUUGCAGCUGUGCAAAAGGCUUCCAGCUUCACCAAGGAGUAGUCUGCAGAACUGAAGAGAGUGGCAUUUUGAUCCUGACUGUGAAAGAAAGAAGUCUGGGAUUCCUGAGCAUUCCAUCAGGGGAGUAUGAUGUUCUUGACAUUACAAAAGGUCUUCCUUUGGCAAUAGGAUUUGAUCUUGCAAGGAAAUCUUUUUACUGGGCAGAUGAUCAAGGUGACAUUUACAAAUCAGAAGAAAAAUCAAGCAGACUCCUCUACAAAGGUGUGGAUGGGAUUUGUAGCCUUGUAGUUGAUUGGCUUUCUGGUCAACUGUACUGGACAAACUGCAAAAAAAAGGCAAUUCAGCUGGGGGCUGGUGAUGGCAGUGAGUUUGCCACCAUCUUGGAGAAGAACAUCAAUCCUUUGGAGCUGGCGCUGAUGCCCACAGAAAGUGCAAUGUUCUGGAUAAACAAAGGGGAACAUGGUCAAAUGAGCAUCGAGGCAGCUGGAAUGGAUGGAUCACACAGAAGGGUGGUGACAAUCAUCACAGCUCAGAAUCCUAGGGGCCUGUUGAGUGAUUAUACUUCCCGCAGGCUUUAUUGGAUCAGUGACUAUAAAGAGUCUGUUGAGACAGUGAAGGUAGAUGGCACUGGGCGCUACUCUUUCUUGGGCUUCUUCAAAAGGGGAGAAAUGCUGGGGCUGGCUGUGUUUGAGGGCUGGUUUUACUGGACUGAUGGGAAGCAGUUAUGGCGACAGCCCCAAAGCAAUCCUAAGGAAAAGACUGCCCUCUUUAAGGCUUCUGUAUCAAUCCUGUCAGCCAUUCAUGAACUACAGCAGCCUAGAGAUUAUUCAUCCCCAUGUGCCAAGACCAACUGCAGCAUUUGCUUGCCAUCUCCUGACAAACCAGUUAAGCACUUGUGCAUAUGUCCUGAUGGAAUGUUCCUCUUGCCAUCUGGGAAAUGUGAAGAUUUAUACCUUGCAUAUGCAACACCAGUUGAUGUGCAUACUGUAAAAUUUGGAGAUAGAGUGAUAAAGAGGUCAAUUAUGACCUCUGAUGAAACGAUCACAUCCUUUGACGUUGAUUGGAAAAGGAACUUGCUCUUCUGGACCAAUGGAACAGGGCAAGUGAAGAGUACAGAUUUUGAAGAGGAUGUAACGGAAGACAUUGCUACAUUCAGCCCAGCUUGUAUUAUCAAAGUUGACCAGAGAUCUGGAAAUCUCUAUUGGCUGUCAUGUGAUGGGCUUAAUAUUGGAGUCACCUCGAUGCCCUAUACGGAUGUUAGCUCCACAAAGCAGCUGUAUCAUGCAACUGAAGUUCUCACAGAUCUGUAUGUGGAUUGGCCAAGGGAUAAUUUGUAUUGGCUGGAAAGGGGGCACGUGUACAAGAUGAAUCUAAUAGGUGGCAAUGUGAAAGAAAUACUGGAUGUCUCAGGAUACAAUCCAGACCAGAUAGUUCUGGACAUAAAAUCAAACAGCUUCAUCUGGAACAGCAACAACUCAGGCUUGCAAAUCAUGAGUGUCCUGAAGAAAAAGAUUUCCUCUCUGAAAGGAAAGUGGGUCCUGGAUGGAUCGGUUGUUGCUGCACAUGAGCCCUAUCUAGCAUCCUUGCUGGAUAAUAUCCUCACCCUAUGGGAUCGCAGACUGAUGAAGAAGCUCACAACAGUUGAGCUGGAGAGGGGUGUGUUCAGGGUCAUGCCUUUGGCCAAGGAUAUGGAACAAGUUUUUAAAAGUAACCAAAAGGAGCCAGCCAGCGCACCAGCUCGUGUCUGUCCCAGGACAUUUGUUCCCUGCAGUGAUGGAAGCAACUGUGUCCACUACGACCACCUCUGUGAUGGGGAGAAGGACUGUGCUGAUGGCUCUGAUGAAAACAAUUGUCCAAGAUGCGCUGAUCCAGAUCAUUUUAGUUGCCCCAAUAGUACAUGCAUUGAGAAGAAGUUGGUUUGUGAUGGCAUGAAUCAGUGUGAAGAUGGCUCAGAUGAGAAAAACUGCCCACCAAAAAGUAACGAUUGUGCCUUCCGCUGCGAUGGAGAUGCCAAAUGCUUUGUCCAUAAAGUUCAGUGUGAUGGCAAAAAGGACUGUGAUGAUGGAUCAGAUGAAGAACAGUGUUCUGUGAGUCCUCUUUUAAGACGACCUACUGGAACCCCUGUCCGCACGUGUCCCAGGUUGACAGUGGCAUGCUGGGAUCAGAGUGACUGUGUCCGCUAUGACCAUCUGUGUGACAAGGAGAAAGAUUGUGCUGAUGGGUCAGAUGAAGAGGACUGUCCACGAAAUUGUAUUGAGCCAGAUAACUUUCAGUGUAAUAAUGGCAUGUGCAUCGAAAGGAUUUUGAUAUGCAAUGGAGUGUUGGAUUGCACAGACGGCUCAGAUGAAGACCGAUGCCAAGAACUAGUGACAGAGUGCACCAACCCAUGUGACAGUGGGUCCUCAUGCUUCUCGCCCAGCUCUCGCUGUGAUGGAAAGAAAGAUUGUAGAGAUGGAACAGAUGAAAAUGACUGCCACAUGACUAAAACAUCUACUGCUGCUCCAACUACUAUACCAGUGGUUUCACCGUCAGCAGAUGGGACUACUACUACUACUACUACUACUACUACUACUACUACUACAACAACUACGUUUACUAUUACUACUGCUACAGAAGCUGCAAUUGCUCCAUCUGUGUCCUGCCCUAGUGCGUUUGUAGCAUGCCGAAAGGGUGUGAACUGCAUUCCCAUAGAACAGUUGUGCAAUGGGAAUAAGGACUGCCCAGAUGGUUCUGAUGAAGAAUCCUGUGACACGAAGUGUAAAGAACCAGGAUAUUACCAGUGUAAAGAUGGCCAAAAGUGCAUUGAAAAGGCAUUGGUUUGUGAUGGAGAACCUCACUGCUUGGACAGUUCUGACGAGUCCGGCUGUCCUGUUACGACACCCAACUGCAAACUGCGUUGUGACGGUGGCACAAAGUGCGUGUCUGAUAAACAGUACUGCGAUGGCAACGCAGACUGCAUCGAUGGAGCAGAUGAAGACUGCCGUUUCCAGGAUGCAAACGGGUCCGUCACAGAGACAAUGGCCCCCCUUGUGUGCAACCUGGGAUUUAAGCUGUGCAGAGAUGGGAAGGAGUGCAUUCUCUAUAGCCACUGGUGUGAUGGGGAGGCAGACUGCAAGGAUAGCUCUGAUGAAGACAGCUGUGCAGAUAAAUGCCCGACAGGUUUCUUUCAGUGUGCCCACGGGAAGAAAUGCAUUGAAGAGAAACUGGUGUGCGAUGGCACCUCAGAGUGCCAGGAUGGCUCAGAUGAAAGAAACUGCUGGAAGCCCACGGAAAGCUGUGCCUUCCGCUGCGAUAACAACUCCCGGUGUUUCCCUGAGAGCUUCCGCUGUGAUGGCGAAUAUGAUUGUGUGGACAAGAUGGAUGAGGCCAACUGUGCUGAACAGGAGUGCAGCAGCUCAGAGUUCCGAUGUGGCAGCGGGCAGUGUCUCUCUCUUAGCCUGCGCUGUGAUGGUGAUGCGGACUGCAGGGACCACUCAGAUGAGGAAGACUGCUCCAAGCCCCCCCACUGCCCCACCAAGAAGAGGUGUCCAGAGAGCCAUGAAUGCCUGCUGGAAGAGUGGAUCUGCGAUGGGGAUAAAGACUGUAAGGAUGGCACAGAUGAGAAGGACUGCAGGCCUUCAGAAGUAAAGUGCAGUGAGUUCCAGUGGUCAUGUGCAUCUAAAACUCAAUGUAUCCCCAAUUUCUGGAGGUGUGAUGGAGAAAAGGACUGUAAUGAUGACAGCGAUGAGGCUGGAUGUGGCUUGGUGAAGUGUCCGGACUACCAGUUUCAGUGCAGCAAUCUGGAGUGCUUGAACACCAGCCUAGUGUGCAAUGGGAUAUCUAACUGUCCGGAUGGGUCUGAUGAAGGUGGGGACUGCAACACCCAUCCCUGCUCCAGUUCUCGCAAAUGCUCCCAUGCCUGCUAUGUGACGCCCACAGGCCCAAAAUGUUCCUGUGAAGUGGGCUUUAAACUUGCAGCAGAUGGCGUUUCCUGUGAAGACCUAGAUGAAUGCAUGGAGAGUCCCGGUGUUUGUGACCACAAGUGUAUCAACAUGAGAGGGUCAUACAGCUGUCAGUGUCACUCAGGAUACUUGCUGGAACGUGAUGGACAUAGUUGCAAAAUCAUUGGAGAGCCGUUUUUGUUGGCAUCUGUUCAGUAUGAACUCCUUAUCUAUAGCUUACAUGGUUCCAGCAUGGAAGUCUUGUUUUCUACUGGUAAAAGGCUAGUAUUUUCUGUGGACUAUGACUGGCAGGAACAGUUGGUGUUUUGGGUCAGCCUUGAUGCGGAGAGUAUAAAAUGGAUAUCCAUGGACCAGAAAGACAAGGGAACUCUUGUGAAGGGUAUAAAGUCAGACUGUAUUGCAGUUGACUGGCUGGGUAGAAAUCUGUACUGGACAGAUGGUGUAGCUGGACAGAUCCUAGCUAUCAGUCUGAACACCACUUCAACCAACAUCCGAAACAACACUGUCGUGUUGAAUGAGGAUUUAGAGCAGCCGCACUCUCUUGUACUACAUCCACAGGAAGGGAUGAUGUACUGGACUGAGAUUGGUGAGCCACAGAUAGAAAAGGCAGGAAUGGAUGGCUCUGACAGGAAGGUCAUUAUCGCUAAGGGACUCAGCUGGCCCAUCAGCCUGACCCUUGACCUGCUGGAUUUAAGAAUUUUCUGGACUGAUGAGAAGCUGAAAUGCAUUGGCUCUGCUAAUAUGGAUGGAACAGAUAUUAAGCUACUUCAGUUGACUGAAUCGCCAAACCCAUUCUCUGUAGUGGUCUUUAACAACAUGAUUUACUGGUCAGACACUAAAAGAAGGACAAUUCAAAAAGCCAACAAAAUCACAGGCAAGAACAGGAGUGUUUUUCUGAAACGGCUUGGUCAACCUUUCGGAUUAAAGAUUAUACAUGAAUCUCUUCAGGUAACGUCUGCCAACCCCUGUAAAAGUCUGGAUUGUUCCCAUAUUUGUCUGCUGGGUCCAAGGCAGCGAGCAGUGUGUAGGUGUCCUGUUGGGUAUUUGCUUACUGAGGAUGGAGUCACCUGUGAUAUUCCAGGAGACACCACCUUCCUUUUCCUGCUUUCAGCUUCUACACUCUCACAGGUCUACUUGAAGAAUAUGCACACUUUAACGGACCUUAAUACAUGGCCAGAGCACAAAGCUCUUCCCAUAGCUGGUGUCAAUGAGGCGACAGCCAUGGACUAUGUGCUGAAAGACCAGACUGUGUAUCUGGCUGACGAUGAGGGUGGCUUUGUGGGCCGGUUUAAGCUAAAGGACUCUGAGCUGGUGUUCCGUAGGAAGGUGCUGGAGCUCCAGGGAGAGACGGUAAUGGCUCUAGCAGUUGACUGGCUCUCGCACAACCUUUACUGGAGUAGCAGCCAGCGUGCCCUCCUUUGUGUCACCUCGUCUAGCAACAACUACACUGCUAUUAUUUUUGAAGAUGGCGUGGAAGGAAUUGACUCCAUUGCAUUAUACCCCCCCUCUGGAGCCAUAUGUUUUGCAGACAUGGGGAAGGAAGGCAGGAGGAGCCAGGCCAAGAUAGAAUGUGCCUACAUGAAUGGGCAGAACAGGAGGGUUCUGUGGCAAAAAACAAUGAUGCCCACUUGUCUGACUUUCAGCACCUCUGGCACAGAGCUCUUCUGGGCAGAUCCUGGUGCUGGAAUUAUUGGCUCCAUUGGCAUUGAUGGAUUCAAAUACAAAGCCUACAAAACAGGAGGUGGCAUCCUAACCUCUUUUGCACAAACUGACAACAUUUUCUUAUGGACAACAGUCAAUGAUACAGCAAAGCUUUGGUUCAGUGAUGGCCUGCAGCCCAGACAGCUCUGGUUUGACGUGAAGACAAACGUGGUUAGCCUGAAAGUAUACAGCAAGUUCAGCCAGAAAGGAACUAAUCUGUGUGCAGACCAGAAUGGUGGAUGCAGUCACAUCUGCCUGCCGUUUCCACAAGGGCGAACCUGCAAGUGUGCUCAGGGCUACCAUUCCAUUAACUCCACUGGCUGCGUCAAAGACCUCAACUGCCCGCCCCACACCAAGGCUUGCCGUGACGGGCGGAAAUGUCUCCACAGUUCCAAAUUCUGUGACAGGUGGAUGGACUGCCUAGAUAAUUCAGAUGAGGAGAGCUGUGUUUAUACGACAGUGAUCCCUGGUCAAAAGACUCCUGAAAGUUCUGCAAAAAAUUCUAAUUCAGGUGCCAAAGUGAUUAAGAAGCCCCCUCUACCACCCUCCUCUGGAGCAUCAGGGAUGCCACCUUCCACCACACAGGCCGUCAACAACAAAAUCCUGGUCCGGAAACUAGACGUGCAGACUUGCAGGGAUGAGCUGUGUCACAACCAGGGGAAGUGCGUGGUGGUCAAUGACCAACCCACCUGCGAGUGCCUGCUGGGGUUCACAGGACAGUUCUGCCAGGACAAAGUGAUCAAGUCCAUCCAAGUCCCGCUGACUUUGGGCAUGAUAGGUUUUCUGAUUGGAAUGGUCUUAAUCGUCGUGAUAUUUGUUCUGUUGAGGAAGAGGAGACAAGCAAAUAGGAGACCACAAACCUCUGCAACAGAAACAGCUCUGACCAAUCUUGAGAACAUUGCAGACACAACUUCUGUGCAUACCUUUACCAAUGAAUCUUAUGAUCCAGAGGAGGAAUUGGUUGGUCCCCGGGAAAAGUAGACAAGACUCUACCAGCAGGAGUGUAAACUGUUCUUCAAAAAUAAAGUAUGAAUUGCAUCAAA
Lepisosteus oculatus (spotted gar) is the source of this 7457-nucleotide messenger RNA. RefSeq names its product low-density lipoprotein receptor-related protein 2 (gene lrp13b). Gene Ontology annotation, cellular component: apical plasma membrane; plasma membrane; signaling receptor complex. The record is from RefSeq and is a predicted model, not a curated record. Gene Ontology annotation, molecular function: hormone binding; protein binding; calcium ion binding. Lineage: Eukaryota; Metazoa; Chordata; Actinopteri; Semionotiformes; Lepisosteidae. Gene Ontology annotation, biological process: receptor-mediated endocytosis.